Caenorhabditis angaria is the source of this 5566-nucleotide messenger RNA. Lineage: Eukaryota; Metazoa; Nematoda; Chromadorea; Rhabditida; Rhabditidae. The record is from the annotation of a GenBank genome assembly.
AUGGCAGCCGACGGUUUUUGGUUGUUCGAAGGUCUUGAAGAGGAGCCCUACGGUCUUUUGCCACUUGUCAAUUUGUCGGGAAAGGUGAGCGCCUUUUAAAUAUACAAAUUCAGCCAUCCUUAAAAAGUAGCCGCGUGGCCGAGUGGUGAGCACGCGUGUCUUUUGUUGGCAAGACCCGGGUUCGAGCCCCACCCGGCGCACAACUUUUUUUUUUUUUUUUUUAAAUUUCCUCUAAGUUAUCCUAACUCGACCCAUUCCAGGGUGGUCCGACAAGUACCAAAUAUGUGGAUCGAAUGGGUUCGUAUCAAUGGUAUUUGAACGAUGAGACGCCGACUAUUUUGGUGCCAGGAAUGCCGGUCGAAUCGUUCUUUUGGCCCGGUGGAAAACUUCAGCAAGAUCAUGGGGUGGUGAUUUAUGAUGUGAAUCAUAUGAAGGUGAGAGGGUUAGAGACGCAGAGGGCUGGAGAAGGCUAGACUACACUGGGAAGUUAGACACCUAGAGAGCUGGAGUGAUGAGAGACGCAGAGGGUAAACCUUGAGACACCCAGGCUGCUGGGAAACCUAGAUAGCAUCAAAGCUUGGAGAGUCCAGACAACCAGAGAAGCUAGAGACGCAGAGAAAUAGCAAAUUCUAGAGAACGUGAAGUUUUGAUAGAGUCAGACAGCUAGAGCUCCCAAAUAGCAGCUAAUAUUGAGGAACAGAGAGUCCAGACAACCAGAGAAGCCAGAGACGUAGAGAAAUAGCCAAGUAGCAAUAAUGCGAGAGCCAGACAGCUAGAGAUCUCAAAUAGCAGCUAAUAUUGAGGAGACGAGAGGGUGCUGACAACCAGAGAAGCUAGAGACGCAGGGAAUACAAAAAACUAGAAACCCUAGUCUGCUUAAAAUACCAAGAGAGACACCCAGACAACCAGAGAAGCUAUAGACGCAGAGAAGUAGCGAAUUCUAGAGAAAGUCGAAUUUUGAGAGACCCAGACUGCUGGGAAACCUAGAUAGCAUCAAAUCUGAGGGAGAGUCCAGAUAACCAGAGAAGCUAGAGACGUAGAGAAGUAGCCAAGUAGCGAUAAUGCGAGAGCCAGACAGCUAGAGCUCUCUGAUAGCAGCUAAUAUUGAGGAGACUGAGAGAGACCAGACAAUCAGAGAAGCCAGAGACGCAGAGAAGAGCCAGAGAGCUAGAAGUUCUAGAUAGCAUCAACUUUUGAGAGACUCCAGACAACCAGAGAAUCUAGAGACGCAGGGAGUACGAAAAACUAGAGAACCUAGUCUGCUUAAAAUACCAAGAGAGACAUCCAGACAUCCAGAGAAGCAAGAGACGCAGGGAAGUAGCAAAUUCUAGAGAGUCAGACAGCUAGACAAGUUAGAGACGCAGACAUUUCUAAUUUCCGUGACUUUUUACCUAUGAAUUCCCGGGCACCUGUUCACCCUGUUCCAUUUUCUUCUAAAAAACAACAACAAUAUUUUUUUUUUGUCCACCGCGUGUCAAAAAUCAAAAGAAUGACGUCAUUGUAGGUUCGCGACGGCUCUUUGGACUCAAUCAUAAUUGCCGCCAAAUUAUUGGGCGAAAAAAAGAAGAAACCCAUCGAUUUCUCACAAUUUCACUUCAUUACCGAUGCCAUCAAUUUGCAGAAAAUUUUCGCGUUUUGUAAUGUGAGUUUGAGUUUGGGGAGGAAAAAUAGGAGAAGAUUGGGAGAAAAAUGAAGAGAUAGGAGAAGUUGGGGGAUAUUUAUUGAAAUUUUGAAAAUUGAAGAACGGGCUUAGAGUUAUUUAAGUUAGGGCCUAAGUUAGGCCUUUUGAAUUAGGCCUAGCUUCAGGCAUGGCUGCUAAAGUGGAAGACACAGACCUAAGCCUAAGAGUAGGCCUGAUAUCAGCCCAAGCCUAAAGGCCCUGUGAGCUAAUAUUUUAGAACUUAGCCUAACUUCAAAGAUUUUUCAACAGAAUAUCGAAUUCUAAAAAUUGAGAUGAAAAUCUAUGAAAAUUUUGAAACAGCAGAUUUUUUACAACAAAUUUUUGGUAUGAAAAACGUUCUUGAUGAUUGAGCGGUUCGAAAAAAUUUUCAAAAAAAGAUGAGAAAAUUUUGAAACAGUGAAAAAAAAAAGAACAAAACUGGAAUUUAGGCUAACUUCAGGCCUCCAUAAGUAAGUUAAAGCCUAAAGGAUAAGUUAAAGCCUAAAGGAUAAGCCUAAGCCUAAAGGAUAAGCCUAAGCCUAAAGACCCCGCAAACGAAUUUUUUAGAACUUAGCCUAAUUUCAAAGUUUUUUCAACAGAAAACUGAUAUAUCCUUUAGCCUAAACUAACUAAUUCUAAAAAUUGAGAUGAAAAUCUAUAAAAAUUUUGAAACAGCAGAUUUUUUACAACAAAUUUUUGGUUAAAAAACGUAAAAAAAAAUUAGAUUUUGUCUGAAUUCAAAAAUAUUUUCAAAAAAAUAUGAGAAAAUGUUGAAACAGUGAAAAAUGGAAAAAAAUAGAAAAAAAACAAAAAACGCGUGCCCAGAGAAAAAAAUUGUGAAAAAAAACGGGGGGGGGGGGGCAGACAGGUAGAGGAGGAGGAGAAAAUGGUCUCGCAGCGCUGCUAAAUAAGAUGCAAACGGGGCAGCGUCAUCUGUGGAGUGUCGUUGUGUGUGUUUUUUUUUUCAUUUUUUUUUUCGCAUUUUUUUCAGAAAAAGAGUUAGGAUAGAGAAAUAGAGAAGGCGAGAGAGUGUUAGAGAUAGAGAGAAAAAAAAUCAAAAAAUCUUAUGGAAUUUAGGCUAAGUUCAGGUUAGUUAAUAAAAGUGAUCUCAUAUUUGAACUCAAUUUUUCUCCCAAGUUUUCUUGGUAUAAAAAUGUAUCAAAUUUCAAAACCUUGUAAACAAAUGGAACUUUUUUCUAGAAAAAAAAGCUGAUCAAAGAAUUUCAGAAAAUCUUUUUUUUUGCUAAAAAAGCUAACUAGACUCUACGAGCAAACUAGACAAUUUGAAGUAGAAAAAAUGAGUUCAAAAAUGUUUUUUUUUGCAGGAAGCCGGUGAAGGAUUAUUCCGCAUUGAUUGUGAACGUGUUGGAAAAACUGUUCUUCUUACCAGGUGAGUCAAGGAGCAGCGCCUUGAAAUAGCUGAUGUCAAGAAGUCGUUCCUUGAGAGAGCUGAUGUCAAGGAGUCGCGCCUUGAGGUAUUAUUUGUCAAGGAGCCGCGCCUUGAACACAAGUCUGUCAAGGGGCAGCGCCUUGAGGUAUUUACUGUCAAGGAGCAGCGCCUUGGGGUAUUUGAUGUCAAGGAGCCGCGCCUUGAGGUCUUUGCUUUCAAGGAGCAGUGCCUUAGGAUAGUUUCUGUCAAGGAGCUGCGCCUUGAGAAAUUUGCUGUCAAGGAGCUGCUCCUUGAGAUAGCUGCUGUCAAGGAUCCGAGCCUUCAGAUAGCUGCUGUCAAGGAUCCGAGCCUUGAGAUAGUUUCUGUCAAGGAGCGGCGGCUUGAGCUAGUAUUUGUCAAGGAGCCGCGCCUUGAAGAUAUGUCUGUGAAGGAGCAGCGCCUGGAGGUAUUUUCUGUCAAGGACUCGCGCCUUGAGGUAUUUACUGUCAAGGAGAAGCGCCUUGAAGACUUAUUCGUCAAGGAGCCGCGCCUUGAAAGAUCAAAAUUCUACAGUAGUGUCUGAAAACUUUGCCACGUCAUAACUCAUGUUCAGAAGUUAAUUUUGACAGCAGAAUCAUGCUCAGCGGCUCAAAAUUCACUAGAAAAAAUGUUCCCGAAAUCUUAAAUUUCAGAAUGGAAGCCUCCGAUUUGAUGGAAGUCGGUCACGUGACAUUCGAUCAAAAUCUAAAGGCACGAAUGACUCGACCGCGCGGCGCUCAUUCAACCGGACCAUUCUUCCAACUCAUCGCCUAUCAAUACGGUAGCUUCCGAAUUUUGGUCCGAUACGAGGUGGAUUGUGCCGAUUAUGCGGCUGUCAAAUGCACACCGUGAGAAGAUUUUUUUUGGGAGAGAAGCUGAAUAUUUUCAAGAUCAAAAAUCAAUAUAAAUGUUUUUUCAGAGUCCCAGUGGAUAAAUCCGAAGUUCUCCCGGAGAAGAAAAAAUCCGACCUCAAUUCAAAUAUUGAUGUCGUGAAUUAUGGUGAGAUUCCACACGAUGUUCCACUUCAAGUUUUGACAACUUAUCCGCAAGGAGCCGGUUUUCCAUUCUUUACAUGGGGACAACUUUUCUUCACUAAUGCUACUAAUGUGGGUUUUUUGAGAUUUUUGGGGAAAAAUUCACUGUUUCUGAAAUUUUUGAUAUUUAGGUUUUGAGGGAUUUUUUGAAAUUUGAUGGAUUUGGGAUUUGAAAGAUCUAUAGAUUCGAAAAAACAAAAAAAAUUCACUGUUUCUAAAAAUUUUGAUAGGGUUUGAAGGAUUUUUUGAAAUUUGAUGGAAUUGGGAUAAAAACAUCUAUAGAAUCAAAAAAAUCAAAAAAAAAUUCACUGUUUCAAAAAUUUUAUACAUUUUAUAAGGAUUUUGAAAAUUUUAUUAAUGGAUCCUUGUGAAUUCCAAAAUGAAUUAUCAAAAAUUUACUGUUUCAAAAAAUUUUUGAUAGGUUUUGAAGAAUUUUUUGAAGGAUUAUUCUUAGCUCUUCAUAGUUUUGGCACAUUUAUAAUUUCGAAAAAUCAAAAAAAAAUUCACUGUUUCAAAAAUUUUAUACAUUUUUUGUAAGAUUUCAUAAAAUUUGAUCGCAUUUAUCCAUAAUAUUUGGAAAAUAAAUUAUUAGAAAUCUACUGUUUCAAAAUAAUUUCAAAUAAUUUUGGGAAUAAUUUUUGAAGCUUCGUUUAAAAUUGAUACUGGCUCGAAAUUUCUGUCAAAAAUUGAAAUCGAAUGAAUUUUUUUGUUACAAAAAUGCACUGUUUCAAAAAUUUUAUACAUUUUAUAAGGGUAUUGAACAUUUUAUUAUUGGAUCCUUGAGUUUGGAAAAUAAAUUAUCAAAAAUCUACUGUUUCAAAAUAUUUUCAUAUAAUUUUGACAAUAAUUUUCGAAGUUCCCGUAGUUGUCGCUAGUAAGAUAUUUGAAAAAUCAAUCACCAACUUUUUUUAUAAAUUAAAAAAUUGUUUUAUUGAUUGAUUCUCAGGAAAAAAAAUUUACUGUUUCAAAAAUUUUACAUUUUUCGAAAUUUUGACGAGAUUUCAUUGGAGAUUUUUUUCUAACUUCAAAAAAAAAUUCGAAACUUGAUAAAAUUCACUGUUUCAAUAUUUCUAUAAGUUUUGUCCUAUUCAAAAUAUAAUUUGAUUCAGCAAAAAACUUUUUCACUUUUUCAAAAAAAAAUCCCGAAAUUUGCAGGAAGUGCUCGGUUGGUUCAAAGGCAACGGCGACUUCGGUAAACCCGCCAUCUACACCCUUCAAGACGUCUCAAAAAUGAUGAAACCUCUUCCACUUGUUUCGCUCAGCAAAGUUCACGAUUGUCUUGAUAAGGUCUACAAAUUCCUCACGAAAAAUGACGCGAAUUUCCGAUGUGGACUGGUUUGGAAGGGAAAAGCGCAUUUGGAGAUUUUUGCGAAACAUGAUGAUGCGGCUGGCGGAAUUUCGAAGGGGGUUAGAGAUUUUUUGGCGACUCAAUGUAAGGAUGAUCAAGAAUCGGAGACUUCUUAA